CGGCGUAGCACGGCAACACCCAGGUCCAGAGGCUGGGCAGUUCACGCCAAUAAACGAACCACGUCGAUCGCAUCGGGCCCCCCCUCCCGUCCCCCAGAAGCAGCAACGCAACCACCGACAAGCGAAGCUCUUUCGACACCGAGGGCGACUAGUCUUCUCUCCCUGCUUCAACAGCCCAUCGACGAUUGCGUAACACCAGGCUUUCCUCGUUUCGCCUCGAGGAGGGCGCAGUGCAUCCCCGUUACCAGACGCAAAUGGACAUAGACGUUGACACGGCCAAGGGAGCAACAAUGGCUGCGACAACGCCAGCAGAGAAGCCGACAACUGCUUCCGCCCCUCAGCAGCAGCAGCAGCAGCAGCAGCAAAGCCAUCACCAGCAGCAACAACAGCCGACUCGACAAAAAGUAGUUCAGCCAAAGCAGCAACCUCCACCGCUGCAACCACAACCGCAACCACAGCCGCAAUUCAACUCACAAUCGCCGACUCAGUCGAGACAGUCGCAGUCGCAGUCGCCAGCACCGUCGCAAGCGCAAUCCCAGGGCCAGCAGCCACCAUCGGCGUCGACAGCCACGGGCACAUCAGCCGGCCAUAUGAGUUUCAGGAGACAACGAGCCUCUCGAGCUUGCGAAGUAAGUUGCAAACGUGUAUUUUAUAAGUUUCUGAGGUCCUCUCCCCGCAAUGGGCCCCCAGCCCCAAAAGAUACAUAAAGAGCAGAGACCACUGGCGGGAUGCGACUCGUUG
Molecule: messenger RNA, 741 nt
Organism: Neurospora tetraspora
Lineage: Eukaryota; Fungi; Ascomycota; Sordariomycetes; Sordariales; Sordariaceae
Exons: 2
Coding region: 255-707 (150 amino acids)
Source: RefSeq, a predicted model, not a curated record